AUGUGGAACUCUCAGAGGAGAGGUGCUGUUGCCUGUGGCAUAUUGAUUUCUUUUAUCCUCUAUACCUCCAGGGAUAUCAUGGAGGAGGAGAAAAGACCGGAGGAAACGGAAUCAGAAAAGCAGCCGAUGGCAGCUAAGAAAGCCACAUCCAAGAAAAAGAAUAAGGAAUGCGCAUUGUGUAGAUGCCCCUUGUCCACUUCCUAUAGCAAGAAGUUGUGCCAGGAUUGUAUUGAGAAAACCCUGGCGGAGGAAUCCCCUAAUUUUAUGAGGGACAUUAGAAGUCUCAUUAAGGCAGAGGUUAAAGAGUCCCUUAAAACGUCAAAGAAAUCAAAGAGAUCGGCAGAUAGAACGGAUUCAGAGCCAGAGUCUAUUAGCGAGGAUGAUAGGGACGACAGGUCAGAGGAUUCAUCCUUCGCGGAGGAAGAACAAGAGAAGAAAUUCCUGUUUCCAGUUUCCGAUACGGAAAAGUUGUUAAAAACAAUUAGAGCUACGUUAGAGCUGGAGGACGUCAGGGAAGAUAGGUCCGUGGCUGACGCAAUCUUUGAGGGAUUACGUGAAAAGAAGAGAAGAUUUUUUCCCUUAUAUAAGAGCGUAUCGGCCCUGAUAGAAAGGGAAUGGAAGAAGCCUGACAAGAAGGCCUUCGUUAGUAAAAAUUUCAAAAGAAAAUACCCCUUUGAGGAGGAGGCUACUACUUCAUGGGAUAAGGCACCAAAAUUGGAUGUGGCCAUUUCUAAAGUUUCUAGAAGAUCUUCAUUGCCGUUCGACGAUAUGGGUUUUUUGAAGGACCCUCUAGACAAAAAGAUAGACUCUUGCCUCAGGAAUACUUGGGAAGCAUCUACUGCCUCCUUUAGGCCCAAUAUAGCAGCAACCGUUACAGCGAGAUCCUUAGCCUUAUGGCUAGAAAGGUUGGAAGGUCAGUUAAGGGAUAAGUGCCCUAGAGAUCAGAUCUUAAAUUCUCUGCCGACCUUACAGAAAGCUGUGGAUUUUCUGUCAGAUGUCUCUGUGGAGGCAGUUCGACUAGCAGCCAGGUCUGCUUCCACCUCCAAUUCCGCCCGUAGAGCCCUUUGGCUUAAGAACUGGAAGGGGGGCGACAUAGCCUCUAAACAACAAUUAUGUAGCAUUCCCUGUCAGGGACAGUUCUUAUUCGGACUAGAAUUAGAUGCCCUGUUAGAGAAGGCAGCAGAUAGGAAAAAGAGAAUGCCUCAGGAAUCUUCUUUUUCACAGUUUAGGCCUUACAAACGUCCCUUUCAGAAUGUCCCCAGAUCUCAGGGAAGAAGACAGCCGGGAGAUAGAGAUCAGUUUCCCAGGCCCAGGGGGUCAGGAGGUAGAGGUUUCAUGUUUGGAGGUUCCUCCUCCUCUCAGAAGGACAAACUUUCGAAAAAAUGA
This is a messenger RNA of Bufo gargarizans (Asiatic toad), 1386 nucleotides long. RefSeq lists its product as uncharacterized. The record is from RefSeq and is a predicted model, not a curated record. NCBI's taxonomy places the organism in Eukaryota, Metazoa, Chordata, Amphibia, Anura, Bufonidae. The coding region runs from base 1 to 1386 and encodes 461 amino acids. The transcript is spliced from 2 exons.